AUGAGGCGUCCUUCUGUUUUGCUCUUGUGCGUCUUCACCAUCACGUGCGUUAAAUCAGUGCGCAGCCAGGAGGACAAGCACCAGCGCUUUCUGUGCACCAUGAUCCCUGCGGAUACAGAACCGAGCUGUCCGGUCCACAUGGAGUUUGUUCAGAGUGUUCAGGCUGAAGGCAUGAAGAAGACGGUGAUGCAGCUCCGGGAGACUGUUCUCCAGCAACAAGACACAAUAAACCAUCAACUGGGUGCCAUCAAAGAGCUCACAUCCAAACUGUCUCAGUGUGAGAGCACCUCGGAAGAGUCCUCGUCGUGGAGGAACGGGAAAGACACGAUGGACGACGUCCCGAGAGAUCCCAACGAAACUCUGCACGCGCUGGGUAAGACCAUGCAGAGUCUGAAGGACAGGCUUCAAAACCUGGAGCAACAGCAGAUGCGAGCCAGCCUCUCUGGAGCGCCAUUCCCCAAUGAACUACGAGACCUAUUGCAACAUAGGCUGGGCAAUCUAGAGAGCCAGCUCGUGCGCAAAGUCAGUGAGUUGGAGGAAGAGAAGUCACAGCUAUAUAAUGAGACAUCUGUUCAUCGGCAGCAAACAGAAAACACCCUGAACACCCUCAUGAACAGAAUCUCUGACCUGGAGAAAGCAGGUACAAGAUUCAAGUCCCCUGAGGAUUUUAAACUCUCCCUACCCUUGCGCACAAACUAUCUUUUUGGCCGAGUGAAAAAGAGCCUGCCAGAAAUGUAUGCCUUUACUGUAUGCAUGUGGCUCAAGUCCAGUGCCAGCCCUGGCAUUGGGACCCCUUUUUCUUAUGGUGUCCCCGGGCAAGCAAACGAGAUUGUACUGAUUGAAUGGGGCAACAAUCCAAUAGAGCUUCUCAUCAAUGACAAGGUGGCACAGUUACCUCUUUCUGUGAAUGAUGGAAGAUGGCACCAUAUCUGCAUUACCUGGACUACCAGAGAUGGUUUGUGGGAGACCUACCAGGAUGGUCAGAAAUUGGGCUCAGGGGAGAACUUGGCCCCAUGGCACCCCAUCAAACCUGAUGGAGUCCUCAUUCUGGGCCAGGAACAGGAUGUGGUCGGGGGCCACUUUGAUGCCACACAGGCCUUCGUCGGUGAGCUGAGUCACUUCAACAUCUGGGACCGGGUUCUCCGACCUGGAGACAUCAGCGCCAUGGCCAACUGCUCCUCCUACGUGCCUGGGAAUGUGGUGGCCUGGGCUGACAGCAACAUCGAGGUGUUUGGUGGUGCCACUAAAGGACCACUUCAGUUAUGUGAAGACAGGCUUUUUAACAAUUAA
This is a messenger RNA of Neoarius graeffei (lesser salmon catfish), 1290 nucleotides long. It is a transcript of the gene nptx2b, whose product is annotated as neuronal pentraxin IIb. The record is from RefSeq and is a predicted model, not a curated record. Bases 1 to 1290 code for a protein of 429 amino acids. The transcript has 5 exons. Lineage: Eukaryota; Metazoa; Chordata; Actinopteri; Siluriformes; Ariidae.